AUGUUCCUGCGUCUGUUGUUAUCGGGGGAUUUCGCGUGCAUCAGUUGUUCGGGCGGGGAGUACCUACGGAAUCGUGGUAACCCUUCGUUCUGCAAGGUGGAGGAGAAUUGUUCUGCCAAAGAUGCAUUGCCAUGUAUGCUAAAUCAAAGCUCCAAGCGCCUGUGUGUUUGGUCGCGCAAAAGGUCUGCUCCUAUGGGCUUCGUGACUGCGAGGUGCUAUUUGAGCUACAUCACUAAACACCUCCGAGGCUGUCGCGGGCGCGGGGGCAGGAAGCUUGAGGAUGUGCUCUCAUCGGAAGAAAGCACACCGGUUACUGAGGAUAGCUCGCUUCGCGAAGCCAGCGAGAUCCUGCUGUGUCAAGACGAAGCUACUGUAUUGGGUUCCGACGGUUGCGUUAUCGGUAUUUUGAACCGCGGAAUGAUAGUACGAUACGUUUUGGCGUUGUUGCGCAAGAAGGAACAAGUCAAACUAUCGACGCCCAUGACUGUUAUUUUGAGUCACUUCAGUGCUCUGCCAAACCCUCGGCACGUGCUCCCGAAGGUGAAGGAUAGCUCCUCACUACUGGAAGCACUGCCAGAGCUGCUUUCGUCUAGGAACGGCGCCGUUUUGAGCAUCGACUGCCCUACCGGCGGUCAACGCGUGCUGACUGUCUGGGAUGUGUUGCAGCACAUGUUGUACCAUUUGGUAGAGGAAGGUGAAGGUCGCAGCAAGUCCGCCGUAGUCCGCGGCGGCGUGACAAUACCGCUGCUUACCAUUGCGCGAGAUGAAGGGGAGCGUUCGGUGAUUCAGUUUGAGGGGACUUCAGCCUACACCCUCGGUGUGGAUUCCCUGGGCAACUUUGCUAUAAGUUCCGGUGAUCAGCCCAUGCUCGUCAUAGACAAUGAGCAGAACAUAUCGUUUCACAUGAACAAUCUGUCAGUACGUUCCGUCGACUUCGGUGGUGACCUGGUCGUGGAAGGUGUAUCGCAAUUUAAGAUGAUUUGGCGCGAAUCGUUUGUCGAUGCGCGGGGCUGGAACGGUACAGUUGACCAGGUUGGAGUUUCAUCUUGCGCUGGGAUUCCUAUGCUCGGUGGUUUCAAGCUGUUCGGAAGGGGGUGGGUGCAGAAGACAUUCAUUGAGUUACCGGUGCACCGUGAAUUGCGGAUAAAGGCAUCAUUUCACUUCCUUGACCAAUGGGCAGGAGAAAGUGGCUAUAUGAAGUUGAAUACUUCAUCAUCUGCACCUAUGGACUAUGUCUGGACAGACAUUCACGCUGAACAUUCCACCACGGGCAUAAAUAUUUGCGGAGGUGAGACGCCUGACUCAAAAUUUUCCGUGCCUAUUGAGGUAACGAUACCUCACAGCUCCGAACGUUUUACAAUAGAGUUUGGCAGCACGUUGGAAGGUGACGCCGUUCAGCAGUCUUGGGGCGUUUCAGGCCUGGAGAUCUACGUGCGAUAA
Messenger RNA from Babesia ovata, 1440 nucleotides. RefSeq lists its product as uncharacterized. The record is from RefSeq and is a predicted model, not a curated record. The coding region runs from base 1 to 1440 and encodes 479 amino acids. NCBI's taxonomy places the organism in Eukaryota, Apicomplexa, Aconoidasida, Piroplasmida, Babesiidae. The transcript has 13 exons.